CUUUAUUAUUAUUAUUAUUAUUAUUAUUAAAUCUGCAUAAAAUGUCGUCUUUUUUGUUAAUGUGUUAAGGAUUUAUGCAGGAUUAAAUGUCUAGUAAAAAUUAAUGUUACAUUUUGGAAUAUGCUUUGCAAUUUCUUUCUUUGUGAUUAUAAUUCUCGUGCAAAAUAUACAUUCACAAUAUAUCCUCUGUGUGUGUGUGUUUAGCGAUGGGUUGGACUAGAGCGUGACGUCAUGUGAUUAUCCCCAGCUAGAGCUCACACAUCUGCACGUUCAGUCCGGUGUGGAGAGCUAAUGUGGAGAGCUGCGUGCGCCUCUCCGGAGCGCGCUUGACAGAACGCGCGCAGCGCAUCUAUUUUGGAGUUCUUUUCGCGCGUCAAUUUGUUCGAAUUGAAGCAGUUUGUGAUUUUAUGAAUAUCUGCGUGCACAAUGAAUAGCUGUUACGUUGCAAGCAUGAGAAGAUCGCGUCACCAGAGCGCACUGACAGCUCAAGUGUUUCAGUGCAUGGGUGACACAACCUAACGCGUGAAGUCUGGAAAAACUAACCUGGCUGUCAGAAAGAUGAACUCAGAAUGGAUGUAACUCAGUCCAAUGCAACGAAGGAGGAUGCCAACAUCACCAUCACCUCAUGGCCGUACACGGAGACGGCAGCCGCGUUCAUCAUCCUCGUGGUUUCCGUCAUCAUUCUGGUCACCAUUGUUGGGAACGUUCUGGUCAUCGUGGCGGUUCUGACCAGCCGCGCUCUCCGCGCGCCACAGAACCUCUUCCUCGUGUCGCUUGCGUGCGCGGACAUCCUCGUGGCCACGCUAGUCAUUCCAUUCUCCCUCGCCAACGAGAUCAUGGGACAAUGGUACUUUGGCAGCACCUGGUGCGCGUUUUACUUGGCUUUGGAUGUUCUGUUCUGCACUUCGUCCAUCGUGCAUCUGUGCGCCAUCAGUUUGGAUAGGUACUGGUCUGUCACCAAAGCGGUGAGCUACAACUUGAAAAGAACCCCGAAGCGCAUCAAAAGCAUGAUCGCGGUGGUGUGGGUCAUUUCAGCCAUCAUCUCGUUCCCACCUCUCAUCAUGACCAAGCACAACGAGAAGGAGUGUUUAAUAAACAACGAGACCUGGUACAUCCUCUCCUCGUGCCUGGUGUCGUUUUUCGCACCGGGGUUCAUCAUGAUCACAGUGUACUGCAAAAUCUACCGCGUCGCCAAACAGCGUUCGUCCACAGUAUUCGUGGCCAAGAAUGGGUUGGAGAGGCAGCCCUCCCAGUCCGAAACGUGCUUUGUGAGGAAAGAUAAGUUUGAGAAAGAGUCUCCGAGCAGCAACAGCUCGGAAAGCAACCAGAGACGAGAGGAGCUAGAUGAUAUCGACCUGGAGGAGAGCGCGACGUCCGACAACAAACCCAAGAGCUCGCGCUUCUCCAAGCGCAGUCGGGUGGACGGCGCGCGGUUGUUACCGGAAAGGGACUUGCCGGAUCUCCUGGGUUUCAAUUAGGGGAGGAGAAGAGAAAAGAUCUAGGUGUGGUGUAGAAACAAACUGGCUCAGAUGCGGGAGAAACGCUUCACCUUCGUUCUGGCUGUGGUUAUGGGGGUGUUUGUCCUCUGCUGGUUUCCAUUUUUCUUCACCUACAGUCUGAAGGCCAUCUGCGGGCAGAGCUGCGAGCCGCCCGAGGCGCUUUUCAAGCUCUUCUUUUGGAUAGGUUACUGCAACAGCUCAGUGAAUCCCAUCAUUUACACGAUUUUCAACAGGGACUUCAGAAAGGCUUUUAAGAAAAUCGUUUGCUUGACUGCGCAGCGCACCUAAGAGACUCAUAUUUCGAUUCUUUAGUCACGAUUAAAAUGCUUGAAUGUCAUCAGAAUUCAAACCAAGUGGAAUCUGCAAACUAAUUAUGCCCUUUUCCAUAGUACUCUCAUUAAUUAUCAUGUCCAAAUUUAUUUUUGCUACUUUUCAAAUGCCUUUCAAUGUAUAUAAAAAGAUAAAUAUGUAUGCCUAAGUAUGUAAAAUACUAAAAAGAAUAACACAAAACAACAGACAUUGCAUUUUUAAAAUUGUAUGAGCUAUCAAACAGUAAAAUAACCUUAAACCAUUUCCAGGUAUUUAGUGAGACAAAUUUACUCCGAAAUGUUUCAGAUGUCACUUCCUCCACAAAAUGCUAUAAGAAAUUGACAGAAUUCUACUGUGAAGCAUAUGCACUAUGUUCACUGUUAAUGGAAAAGUUAAAGGAGUGUGAAAAGUGUGUUUUAAGGAAGUUUGUCAUCUAAAGUGCUAAAAGGACCAUAUGGCCAAACAUGUUUAUAGUUGAAGAAACACCCAAUGUCUUUUUAAUCAAUUGCACUGAAAAGAAAUGGUGUAGGAUUUACUCUGAAUUUUCAGUCAGAAAUGUUUUUAGUAAAUAUAGCAAAUACAAAGACAUGGCAAGUAACACAUAAACACGACAUAAGCAUUACAUUUUGAAGUGAAAGACUCACUAGUAUCUUCUUGUAAGAUACUACAGUGCUGUGUUUUGGUGAUUUAAAUGUAGCAAAGUUAGCUCUCAGUAUUUCCAUCGUUUAUUAUUUAAAACCCAACAAAAUAUGCUUGUGCUCU
Messenger RNA from Cyprinus carpio (common carp), 2570 nucleotides. Its product is annotated as alpha-2 adrenergic receptor. Lineage: Eukaryota; Metazoa; Chordata; Actinopteri; Cypriniformes; Cyprinidae. Gene Ontology annotation, biological process: regulation of vasoconstriction; regulation of smooth muscle contraction; platelet activation. Gene Ontology annotation, cellular component: membrane. The record is from RefSeq and is a predicted model, not a curated record. Gene Ontology annotation, molecular function: alpha2-adrenergic receptor activity.